CCGGUGCACCACAGAUUCUCUCUCCGUUUCAACUGAUCAGCGAGAGCCCCCGCAAGACGACUUUCCAUCUCUCUCUCGCUCCCACCCUCACUGCAACUCUGUUCCCGAUCUCUUUCUACCCGCCGCCACCUCAAUUCUUCAGCGCCAUGGCCUCCGAUUCUCCUCCGAAUUACAGAGAACCAUCUGGAGAACUAGGCGAUGAUACUUUGAAGGUGUUGCAGUUCAGAAUAAAUCAACUCAAGAAGCAGAUUCAAUAUGAGAGAACUCUUUCAAUAAAAGCAAAUGUUGAAGAGAACAUUGGGAGGCUAGACCCUCACGUUAACCAAUUUUUGGAGCUAGCUGGGUCCAGAAUCGAUGCUUCAUCAUUAGACAACAGCCAGCCGGGUGAUAUGCUCUCUUUUAGAAUUGCAAAUCCCCUCUGCAAAGUUAGUGGGCUUAUCCAAGAGUCUAGAGAGAGAGACUGUGCUACUAGCAGUCAAGAAGCGGUGUCUGUGAUAACUGCCAAGCUUCCAUCCGUCCAGAAACUACCUCCAUAUACGACUUGGGUGUUCUUAGACCGGUACAGAAACUAUCAUAUUGAUGUGUUAUAUUUUAUUCUGUUUGGUUUUAUUUCAAUUUUCAAUUUCACGCGGAAGUACUUUCCAAAAUCUAAAAAUAAUAACAUGUGCCUCAUUUCUUUUAUUGCCUUCCUCAGUACAAAUUAAUUUUUAUGGAAAUGAACCGUAGCUUGUUAUACUUCAGAAGCUCCUUGAAUGUGUGUAUAUCGAGGAUAUAAAUGUUAGGAGCUUAAAUUGAGGAACGAAAUCGCUAGAAACUUACACAGUUCUCAUAUAUGGCUGAAUAUUAACGAUCCAUGGUCACUCUAUUAUUGAACAGCUUGCUGAAGUUUAGCUUCAGAUUGUUGAGAGAAAAUACUAUAAAAUUCUAAUCUGAAAGUCAAAACGGAAUGGACUUGUUGCACUAAUUUUCAUUAUUUCUGUCACACAACCCAACUUCUUUGAGGCUGAUUAGAUAUAUGGUGAAAUCCACUCAUUGGUGUGGGCGGGAUGGAACAGGUAUUUUGACAAAAUUGGCCAAUCUUUUGCAUGUCAGCCUCAUUCCCUCAUACUUUAUUUGCGUUUGUUCAAUGCUCCCUUGGUCACAACCUUCUGUUAUUUCUCAGCCAGAGGUGCUGGCAAAUACUUAAUGGUUCCAUUUAUAUUCUCACAAUAAAAUGAUCUAUAUAUGCUCCCUUUCUCUAAAGCCUUGUUCACAAAGCACAGAAAUCAGAGAAUGGCUGAAGACCAAUCAGUACUUGGAAGGCGGCGCAUUUACUAUGAUCAACAUGGAAGCGAGGCACUAAUCUGCAGUGACAGUGAAGAAGAGAAUGCAGAACCAGAGAUAAAGAAAAAUUCAUUCUCUAAAGGCGAGGAUAUGAUUCUAAGGAUGGCUUUACAAGAGUACGGGAUAAGUGGGAAGGUUCUAGGCAUGUUGACCCAAUUCAUUGGAGGCUCCACUUCUGAAAUCCAGGUAAUCUGAGUUUCUUGUCAGCAACUCAGCAUGGAUUGCGUUCCACUCACCCAGCCCCCCAACCCCCCCUCAACAGCUAAAUCUUCUAAGAGUGAUACCCGGCAUCUGUUUUAUGCUAUUGUGAUAUGCGACACACAGGACCGGUACAAUGUUCUUGAAGGAAAACAUAUGGAAGCAGAAAAAAACAUAAAAUCUUUGGAAGAAAGAGGAUCUGAAAGAAAGCUGCUACUGGAGAAAAGCCUUUCCACUGCCUUGGAUUCUUUCGAUAAUCUUUUUUGUCGCCGUUGUUUGGUGUGUCAUAAAUAUAUUGGUUCUACUUGAUGUGGAUGGUAGAAACUACUGUACAUUUUACUAUAUGUUGCCAGACAGUUGAUAGCUUUUAUUUGGAAACCAGGUGUUUGAUUGCCGUCUACAUGGCUGUUCUCAAGUUCUCAUUGAUGCUAUUGAGAAACAAUCAUACUUUUCUGAUAAAGCUCACAGGAAACCCUGCAGUGAUCAGUGUUAUCUUCAGGUACGAGUAGUAGUUAUUAUCAUGAUGUUUCUGAAUGCUAUCCAAUUCCUCAAGUUUUUUCUGUUCUGAAGGGAAAAAAGGUGGGAAUGUCUUGAAUCAUUCUGAAUGUCUGAAUGAUUCUCUUGCAGCAUAAAUGUGUUAUAUAGUACUAUCUAUAUUCUAGCAAAUUAACCGGGAUGCUUGAGUGAGGCAAUGUGCAGUUUAUCAUCUCAAUCUGCUUCUCCAGAGUAGCUUCUUUUUACUGACAUCUUUUUCGAUCCCUCUAUGGGGAUAUGCCUCUCUAUUAUAAUAGUUCAAAGUCACUAGACUCUUACCUGGGGAUCCAGCCACAGAUCUACCUGGUAGAUCUGAAAGAAAGAUUUUAGAAAAGAGGUCUGAGAAUUUGGCCAGUCUCAAUGCCGGAGAGCAAGGUAAAAGUGAAAACAAUGAUUAUUUUAAUGAUCUCUUUAAAUAUUUUCACGUGUAUUUUAUUAUUAUUUUUAAAAUGUGGGUGGGUAUGUUUGGAAAGUGUUUAGAGUUGCCACCUGAUCACCAAGUCACUGACUUAGUUAUUUAACAACAACCUACCCAGUGUAUUCCCACAAGGUGGAUGGGUGCAAGCAAACCUCACCCAUACCAAAAAUGGUUGAGAGAUUGUUUCUGAAAGACACCGAGCAAGUUACUUAGUUAUCUCACUUAUCUGCUUUUCUUAAUAGGUGAACACUCUGAUAGCAAUCCAAAACAAAAAGCAUUAGAUCCUAUGUACCUAACCCCAGAAAACCAUAAAGGGCAUAAACUAGUUUCUGAUGAACUACUACAAGAUCCUCACAAUAAGAAGCUGAAGUUGUCAGUUCCUAGUUCCAUUGGCAUGCCCAUGGAAUGUGUAUCUGAUGCAAAUCAUCCAAAGAUGAUUACUGAUGAUGUUGUUUGUGAGUCGCAUAAGUGUUCAUCAGAGUCAAGUACUCGUUUAAUUAUGUCUCGAGACAAUACUGAGGCCAUUAAUAAAUGUAAAGAAGCAGCCACUUGUGACUCUCCUAAGGGGGAUCCAAGGUAUAGUUUUGGUAAAACGCUUUGUAAAGGCUUGCUUGGAAUCCCUGACUGGAAACCACUUGAGAAAGAAUUAUAUUUGAAGGGCAUAGAGAUAUUUGGCAUGAACAGCUGCCUCAUAGCUAGGAAUUUACUCCCUGGCUUGAAAUCGUGCAUCGAAGUUUCAAGAUACAUGUAUAAUGAUGGAGCACAAAUGCAUCCUGGAUCCUCUGACAUUCUCUGUUUCUUUUCCGAUCACAACAGGGAAGCUCAAUUGGAUCAAAUGGAGUUAGAUAUGCCAGCUAGAUCCCGUCUUUUUCGUCGAAGGGGCAGGGCUCGUAAGCUCAAGUACUCAACAAAGUCAUCUGGUCAUCCAUCAUUGUGGAGAAAAGUUGCAGAUGGGAAAUAUCAGUCCUGCAAUCAAUAUAAUCCAUGUGGGUGCCAAUCUAUGUGUGGAAAGGAAUGCCCUUGUUUACAGAACGGUACUUGCUGUGAAAAAUAUUGUGGGUGCUCAAAAGGCUGUAAAAACCGCUUUCGUGGGUGCCACUGUGCAAAGAGUCAAUGUAGAAGUCGGCAAUGCCCGUGCUUUGCUGCAGGACGAGAAUGUGAUCCAGAUGUUUGCCGCAAUUGUUGGGUUAGCUGUGGAGAUGGGUCGCUAGGUGAACCUCCCAUGCAAGGAGAUAGUCAAUGUGGUAACAUGAGGCUCCUCUUGAGGCAGCAACAACGGAUCCUUUUGGCAAAAUCUGAUGUAGCUGGGUGGGGUGCCUUUCUGAAGAGCCCCGUUAACAAAAACGAUUACCUGGGAGAAUAUACAGGUGAAUUGAUCUCACACCGAGAAGCAGAUAAGCGUGGAAAAAUCUAUGAUCGGGCUAAUUCCUCCUACCUUUUUGACUUGAAUGAUCAGUAUGUGCUUGACGCAUACCGCAAAGGAGACAAGCUGAAAUUCGCCAAUCAUUCCUCAAAUCCGAACUGCUAUGCAAAGGUGAUGCUCGUAGCUGGUGAUCACCGGGUUGGCAUCUUUGCAAAGGACCGCAUCGGAGCUAGCGACGAACUUUUCUAUGAUUACCGGUAUGGGCCUGAUCAGGCACCCGCAUGGGCUCGCACCCCUCCCCAUCCUCAUCCCUUGAAGAGAGACCGUUCGCCAUUACCCCAACUACUUCGUGCCAAGAAGCAUGACCAAACUCUUCUUCAUUACACUAAUUAGUGUUAUGAUACCCCCUUUUAACAUGCUUCUUUGCUGUAUUAUAUUGUUAAUCAAAAAUCAAAAUAAUAGUGUAAAUUAAAUCAAUAAAUAAAGAUGAGCCCAAAUUGAUGAGAGGUCACUCUUCUCUGCCUUU
This is a messenger RNA of Cuscuta campestris, 4362 nucleotides long. The record is from the annotation of a GenBank genome assembly. Lineage: Eukaryota; Viridiplantae; Streptophyta; Magnoliopsida; Solanales; Convolvulaceae.